CCCUGACUGCUGCCGCUGCUGUUGCACUGCAUCAAAGACUGACCACGGAAAAAUCCCCGCAGUAUUAUAAUGACUGGCACCUCACCAUUUACCUUCCAGUCGCCGUCUUUCCACUCCUCAUCGUAUCUCCCGAAGUUAGAGGCAAACUUUAUGCGUGACUUUUCGUGCUGCGGUGUGACGUUACCAACACUCCACGACCUAUUACAACACUACGAAGAAGCCCAUGCGACCAAAUCGCCCAACCAAGGACAUCGGCCGAGUCAGGGUGAGAACCGAGCUGCCUUGGCUGCUGCGGCAAUCGCACAGCAACAGAGCCAACAGCAUGGCAAUCAAGGACGUGGCCUGCAGCCCGACCGGACCCUGGACAUGCAGCGUAAACUCGGACAGAACCCAUCCCCGUUACAGCAUGCAGAUCUGGACACAAUUGACGACAUGGAGUUGGACGACGCGCUUGGCGACGGCGACGGCUCAACCUCGCAGCUGUUCGCCCCCCAGAUGCAUGAUGGACAAGGCGGAUUUGGAAGCUCCAACCAAGUCUCGCAAUUAAAUCUGGGCAUGUUGCCAAGCCACCAAGGAUUCAGCACUCCCUCGCAACCCGGCACACCGAUCGGAUCUGGGCGGCCUCUUUCUCUGCAGAACAAUCCGACUGUUUCGUCCGUCAACACCCCAACUUUGAUGGCCAACCCUCUUCAAAACUCACAGUUCCGAAACACACCCGAUUCGUCCGGACCAGGGACCCCUGCAGAAAUAGAUGAAAGCAUGAUGGGUGGCUUUGGUGACCUCAGCAUGCAAAAUAACACCAUGGGCCAAAACCAAAACCAGUUUGGCCGCUUCAACGGUAACAAUAAUGACAUGGUCGACCUCUGUAUCGACGAACCCGCCAAGCGCCUCUUCAGCCCCAGCGGUGGCAUGGGCUCCCCCAAUGCCCACUUCAAGCUCAGUGGAGCUCAAUACGGUCCAAAUAGCGAUAUUGCACGACGCAUCCGCGAACAGCAGCUUCUGGCUGGUGUCCCUGAUACGACCGUUAUCCUCCCCAAUGAGGAACCCAAGCCAUUCCGGUGUCCCGUUAUCGGUUGUGAAAAGGCAUACAAGAAUCAAAAUGGACUCAAAUACCACAAAGCUCAUGGCCAUAACAACCAACAACUUCACGACAAUGCCGAUGGCACUUUCUCAAUUGUCAACCCGGAAACAUCAGCGCCUUACCCCGGCACUCUUGGCAUGGAGAAAGAGAAGCCCUACCGCUGCGAAGUAUGCGGCAAGCGCUAUAAGAACUUGAACGGACUGAAAUACCACAAGUCCCAUUCCCCGCCCUGCAACCCCGACUUCCAACUUGGUGGUCGCAAUCUCGCCAUGGGCGGUGGAGUCAUGCAAGGGCAGAACAUCAACGUUGCUGGAGCUGGUCUCCCCGGAAUUGGCGAAGAGGGUCUCAUGUGA
Molecule: messenger RNA, 1434 nt
Organism: Penicillium salamii
Lineage: Eukaryota; Fungi; Ascomycota; Eurotiomycetes; Eurotiales; Aspergillaceae
Source: the annotation of a GenBank genome assembly